AUGAGGAUUCUACUCGGUGAUUUCAAUGCCCAUAAUGAGCUUUGGUUGGGCUCAAACAAGACCGAUGCAGCAGGUCGUGCAGUCGAAGCGUUCGCUCUUACUCAUGGGCUGACCCAGCUGGUGACGAGCCCUACUUUUUCCCCCGCCCUGCUAAAUCUCUUGCUGACCACGCAUCCUGUCCCUUACAGCACGGAUGUCCUGUCCCCCCUGGGUAACUCAUACCACGGUGUUGUGGAGGUUAGGUUUCGGUCAGAACCCGCUGUGGCAGCAGAAACUCGUACAGGCCGCAAAACUUGGCAUUACGGACAUGCCGACUGGGAGGGGCUCAGAGACUUCUUCUAUAGCUUUCCUUGGAAAGAUGUCUGUUUCACAGACGCGGAUGCGUCGGCUGUCUGUUCUUCGAUAACCGAAAUUAUCCACGUCGGAGUGGAGGAAUACAUCCCUCACACAGUGAAAGUGCCUAGACCAGGGUCCAACGGCUGGUUUAACAAAUCGUGUGACGCUGCUCGCCAGCAGAAGAUCAAGGCACACAGAAACUUCUUACAAAACCCCACUGUAGAGAACAGACAAGCCGACGUUGAGUCCAGAAACAAAUAUAAAGAAGCAGUGCGCAAUGCCAAAAACCAGCACGAUAUAACAGUUAGGCCCAGGGUAAUGUCGCAGCGCAAUGGCAGUCGGUCUUUCUGGACGCUGGCCAGACAGAUUGAAAAGAACUUCUCACACAGUAGCCUUCCACUACUUACGUGUCAGGAUGGAACUAUUGCGGAAGUGCUAGCCAAGAUCUUUGCUGCCAACUCCACCAUGGACGUUCCCCCCAACGCCCAAGUGCCAUCAAUUCAAAGGGUUCCCUACACUAUGCGGGAGGUAACAUUCAGGCAUAAGACCGUAAGACGAGUGCUCUUGUCGCUCGACAUCAACAAAGCUUCUGGUCCGGACUUGAUUCCUGCCAUUGUACUGAAGAGGUGUGCAGCGGAGCUUGCUCCAGUUCUUUCGCGUCUCUUCCAGAUAUCUUAUGAAUCCGGCACCUUCCCAGAAAACUGGAAAUUUGCUCAUGGAUCUAAGACCGACCCUUACAACUACAGGCCUAUAGCUCUGCUUUCUGUUUUAAGUAAGGUGAUGGAGAGGUGCAUAAAUCGCGAGCUUCUGGACUAUCUCGAACGUCACAGCUUGAUUAGCGACAGGCAGUAUGGUUUCCGGCACCAACGAACCACAGGGGACCUCAAUCCGUUCGAUCAGCUGUGGCACGCUACCCUCUUAAGCAAACUUCCAUCUUAUGGCCUCCCAGAAAAGCUUUGCAGAUGGGUGGCUGACUUUAUCUCUGGCCACAAGAUAUCCGUCGUAAUUGAUGGGUUCUUCAUCCCAUAA
This is a messenger RNA of Acanthoscelides obtectus, 1365 nucleotides long. Lineage: Eukaryota; Metazoa; Arthropoda; Insecta; Coleoptera; Chrysomelidae. The record is from the annotation of a GenBank genome assembly.